AUGGCAGAUGUGAGGAGUCCAACACUCCCGAUGAAGCUGCCGGUCACGUUGAAGGAUUUGGGCCUCAACGCAGUUGAGAUCCUCAACAGCGACGUGGCCAACCCUCAACACCUUCACCCAGAUGAUCUCCACGCAACAAGUGUGGACAACAACACUCCACGAUGGUGGAUUGUGAUGACCAUCGAGGAGUACAACUCCAUCAAACCAACAGAGACGGCUGGGGAGUCAACCAACACGGUGAUCCCAGCACUUUUGGGCAGCCAACGUAUGCCCAACUUCGACAAGUUGAUCUUAGUGAUCAACAUGUUCAACAGGGGCGACAUGUAUCCACAGCAACAGAUCGAGAGUGGAUGCAACCUUCGUUUCGCAACGUUUGAGCUGGCAUCCCAACAGAUCUGGGAGAUCAAUGCAGAUGGAGGCAACACCAUGCUUCAACAGAUCUGCAACUAUUUCCAGUGGAACAAGGACUGGAUGUGGACCUACAACAUCCCGGUCCAAGUGUCCAACAUGAACGUGGAAUCAACACAACAGGAGAAGAGGCUCGUACUCCAAUGCUUGGAGUAUGGUGGAGCACAGAUGCUCCAUCAUUUCACAACAUCCACCAGGGAUGCUGUGAUGGAGAUGCUGCAACAGAUGCACAGCACCAGCAUCACCAGCGGCAUCAACACAGGCAACAUCCUGUUCCAAGGAGCCAAAACAGUUGAGAGGAUCAGAGGCAACAGCCACCUGGCAACAUGGGUCGAGCAACAGUGGACAAAAGAGAUGAUCAACAACCAUUUCAAAGAGAUCAAUGUGUGGCGCCUCAACAAUUUGCCACUCACCAUGCCCAAGGAUGAGAUCCAACAGUUGCUGCGUGAGAAUUGCGCAACAACCGAUGAUGAUCAACAGAUGGAAGGAUGA
Messenger RNA from Cladocopium goreaui, 900 nucleotides. NCBI's taxonomy places the organism in Eukaryota, Dinophyceae, Suessiales, Symbiodiniaceae. The record is from the annotation of a GenBank genome assembly.